AUGGCUUCCUCGCCCAACCCCGCUCCAGAAACAUGGCGUCACAAGUCCGUGCCGCAAAUGAACGAAGAGGAGCGCCUCGCCGCGCUCAAAGAUUGGGCCGAAGAGAAGAAAUACGUGCGGCCCGGUGAAGGCGGUACCAUGACCAUAUAUGGCGCUGGAGGCCCUUCUUUUGCUAUCGCGAGUUCAGUCCCACAGCCUUCGAAUCCAGAUGACAAGUGGGCUGGACAGUACGAUGCGCCAGUUGGACCGCCUUCGUACACGGCGGCGCCAGUCGAAGAGCCGAAGAAGAGUAGUGCGCUGAGGAAGUGGUUGGAGAAGCGGAAGGAGAAGAAGGAGAUGAAGAGGAGGGAGAGUGCGCCGGCUUAUACGCCGACAUGA
Molecule: messenger RNA, 378 nt
Organism: Lecanosticta acicola
Lineage: Eukaryota; Fungi; Ascomycota; Dothideomycetes; Mycosphaerellales; Mycosphaerellaceae
Source: the annotation of a GenBank genome assembly